Messenger RNA from Alternaria burnsii, 921 nucleotides. RefSeq lists its product as uncharacterized. The transcript has 3 exons. NCBI's taxonomy places the organism in Eukaryota, Fungi, Ascomycota, Dothideomycetes, Pleosporales, Pleosporaceae. The coding region runs from base 1 to 921 and encodes 306 amino acids. The record is from RefSeq and is a predicted model, not a curated record.
AUGGCGAACGCAACUUACGGAAUCGUGCAGAAACCCGUCGUGAUACCGAGGCUCGAUGUAAGCGGUUUACUGGGAACGCCGUUCCCAUUCAUACGAGCGUACAGUUCUGAUCUUCUUUCCUUCAACAUUCAUGAAAAGGAUUUUGUCGCAUUCCUCGAUAAUCUCAGUAUCGCUCAGGCCCCACCAGUUCCGCUCCAGGCGUUGGAUACAGCAAGCCAUGUCGUAGGCAUUGUACCGCACCAUUGGGCAAUGAUUGCUGGUACCAGCAUGAACAUGGUAGCCGGAAUUGGAACAGCUGCAACGACGAGAACGCAAACCAGCCGGUUUUUGGAGACAGCAAAUCGAGAAUACUUUGCGCCUCGCGGGCUGAAAGUUUCGACUUACAAGGAAAGACAAUUGGCAGAGAGGCUUCAUUAUGAUCUAAACAUGCCUCCACUGGCACCCCUUGGUAGCAGCUCUUUGCCCCAAACAGUAGGACACCGCCGAUUACAAGUGCUCAUGCCUUACAUAGCACCAUUGUCGUUCAAUGUAUCCCCACCAAUGGAGCAACGCAAUGCUCUCGAUAGAUUGGCCGCAAAGCAGAUCGAGCGUCGUAUCAGAAAGAAAGAACAAGACAGCUACAGCUCUGACUCGAGCAUGAGCUCUGUAUCUAGUGUUUCUAGCAUUAGCUCCACCGAAAAUUUCGUGUCAAAACCACGCGCUGAGCUCAACAGUAGAGAAAGAAGGAAAGCAGACAAGGCGGAGCGCAAACGACAAAAGAAGGAGGAGAAGAGAAGGCGGAGAGAAAGGAAACGCUCCAGGAAGCAAGAUAGGAGAGACACCAAAGCGCAUGGCCAACCAGACAAAAGCAUGGAAAAAGACCAAAAGACAGUUGCGAAGAUGGAGUAUAUUGUCGUGGAGUCAUUACAUGCGUUAGCGUAA